ACUACUCAAACAAGUUUCUGAAGAAGAGAUAGAGAAAGAGAGAGGAGAUCGUAAGCGAAGAGAGAGAGAGAGAGAGAGAGAGAGAGAGAGAGAUAGAGAGUUAACAGAUAGUACGUAGUUAAUUUACUUACUAAUCAUGGGGGGUUUUAUCGAUGGGAAAUGGGCGCCGAUGAUAAUGAGUGUUUUCAUUAACAUCAUUUUGGGAAUGGUUAACGCUUUGGUUAAGAAAGUUCUUGAUGGAGGCAUUAAUCAUAUGGUUAUUGCUACCUAUCGUUUGGGCAUUUCCACUGUUUUUCUUAUUCCAAUCGCUUACUUUUGGGAACGGAAAACAAGACCAAAGCUAACCAUAAGCAUCUCAUGUCAGCUUUUCGUCAGUGCCCUUUUUGGGGCGAGCUUGAUGCAAUAUUUCUACUUGCUUGGACUCUCCUACACUUCUGCGACGUUGGGAUCUGCUUUCUGGGCCAUAAUGCCUUCCCUCACUUUCGUCAUGGCUUUAAUAUUUGGCCACACAGGGCAUGAGAACUGGAUCAAAGGUUGUUUAUUUUUGUUGACAGGAGUUGUACUUUUCAGUUCUUGGAUGCUUAUACAAGCCAAAAUCAACACGAAUUACCCUUCUCCAUACUCGAGUACCGUUAUUUUGUCGGUCUUUGGUACGCUUCAGUGUGCCCUUCUAAGUCUGAUCAAGACUAGACAUGUUGACGAUUGGAUCCUCAGAGACGAGCUUACCAUUGUAACAGUCGUUAUAGCGGGUGUGGUUGCACAAGGAAUGUGUACAGUGGGCAUAUCGUGGUGUAUCAAACAACAAGGACCUGUCUUUUCCUCAGCAUUUAGUCCUGUCGUGCUUAUGUCUGCAACCUUGUUCGAUUUCUUGAUUCUUCAUCGUGUGAUUUAUUUGGGAAGCGUUAUCGGAUCUGUGGUGGUUGUGAUCGGUUUAUACAUAUUUUUAUGGAGUAGGGGUAAGCAAAUAGAGGACUGUAAGACCAUGAAGUUGCCUACCAAUACGGUGGACGAAGAAAAGGAAGAGGAAGGCCGUACAAAUGUUAACAGAGGCCAACUUUUGGUUAUACCAAUGACCCCUUGAUCUACUUUCCCUAAUCACUAUUGUCCAACAAUGAGGAUCGAUAUCUCUUAAAGAAUUUAAAUAUGAAGAGGGGAAGAAAAUGAUAGUUUGAUUGUUUAUUGGACUAUUUCAUGACUUCUCUUGCAACUUUAUUUUUUUUGGAUUUUAAAAUUCCUACAGGCUUCAUUUGGAUAUUGUAAUUUGUUUAUAUAAAUAAACUCUACCAAAUAUGACCUAAUUAAAUAUUGA
Camelina sativa (false flax) is the source of this 1309-nucleotide messenger RNA. NCBI's taxonomy places the organism in Eukaryota, Viridiplantae, Streptophyta, Magnoliopsida, Brassicales, Brassicaceae. The record is from RefSeq and is a predicted model, not a curated record.